ACCACUUGACGGCUUUCAUAUAAGUCUUCUUCAUCGCCCUCUCGAUUGUUUUCCCUUUUUGUAAGACGAAAGUCGCAAACUUUUCUCCACCCACAAAUCCUCGAUUCAAUCGUGUUUAAUGGAUACAUCCUCCUUCGGCUCACAUUUCUCGUCGUUUUCUUCCCGAUUCUUGUUGCUCUUCUUCUCCAGAUUCCGCGCUUCGAUCCCCUCUUGCUCUACAGUUUCCUAUCGUCUUUCUCCUGCUCACCCGUCUCGUUUUCAGAUUCUUUGUCAGCCCUUUUGACGUUUUUUUGAAGUCUUUGAAGGAAGUAGUCACCGACCCAUCAUGGGGAAGCGAUCUCAACGGAAGAACGCUGCAAUGUUCGAUAGCGACGAUGAUACUAGUAGUAUUAGCUCUAACUCCACUAUUCGAUCCGAUAGAAUGUCGGUUUCCGGCAUGGAUGAAGUUCAGGUUCACAAAGAUGCUUUGUUGGAUCAAGCCCUGGAUGCUCUCUACGAAAAACGGAGUUCAACGAGGGAGCAAGCUUUGGCUUCGAUAGUCGAUGGAUUCAACAGUGACUUGCAGCAUGAGUUUGUGGAAAAGAAGUUUGCAACUUUGUUGCAUCAAUGCUUAAACUGCAUCAAGAAAGGGUCUAGUAGGGAGACCUUUUUAGCCACUCGUGUUAUUGGUUUGUUAGCAUUGACUGUUGGACUUGGGGACCAGGCGCAUGAAAUUUUGGAAGAAUCAGUCACCCCUCUUUCUCAGGCCCUUAAAUCUGGCCGUGACUCCUUGAAAAUAUCAUCGAUUCUUGAGUGCUUGGCAGUAAUCACCUUUGUUGGUGGAACUACUCCAGAAGAGACCGAAAGAUCAAUGCAAAUAAUCUGGAAAAUGAUUCAUCCCAAAUUAGGUUCUAAUGUUGUUGCAACAAAACCUUCACCUGCAGUCGUAACUGCUGUGGUGUCUUCUUGGGCGUUUCUGCUCACGACGGUGGAUCAAUGGACACUAAGUCCCAAGCUUUGGCAAGAGAUAGUUUCAUAUCUCUCUUCCCUGUUAGAUAAAGAUGAUCGGACCGUACGCAUAGCGGCUGGGGAAGCACUUGCCCUGAUAUUCGAGUUGGGAAAUCUCGAGAAAUUCUCGGCCGAAGCCAAGCGUUCUAAUGGAUCAGCUCAAGAAGGAAAUGUGUCUCAAGAAGCAUUGAUGCACAUGCAUGGCUUGAAAGCAAAAGUCACUAAUAAAGUCAGAGAUCUUUCUUCAGAGGCGGGUGGCAAAGGUUCUGCUAAGAAAGAUCUCAACAAUCAGCGGAAUCUGUUUAAAGAUCUUCUAGAGUUUCUUGAGGACGGUUACUCUCCUGAAACAUCGACAAAAAUCGGAGGAGAGUCUUUACAGACGACAACAUGGUACCAGAUGAUACAGUUGAACUUUUUGAAGCAUUUCCUAGGGGGUGGGUUUAUCAAGCAUAUGCAGGACAAUGAAUUCCUCCAUGAUGUGUUUGGUUUCACUCCAAAGAAGAAGUUUACCGGCGGGGAGCCUCGAAUGAGUCAGGGUGAAAAGAGGAUGUUUAAAUCACCAAACUCAGCCCUCAACAAAGCAAGAACGCAGUUCCUGAACAAGCAACGGAUGUUAGCUGAGAGUAAAAACGCCGGCCAUUACGCAGCGACGGGGGGUGAUUAUUACGCCUAAGAUAUGCAUCUGAGAUUUUUUUGAUCCCACAUUGAAAGUUUGAAACUGAAAGGAGCUGAAGAAAUUUUAAAAGUUUAGAUUUGGUAAUGUGAACCCUUCAGGUAACAAAAAAGAAAGAAAGAAUGGUUGCUGAAUUUACCAUUCAUUGCCAUUGCUAGUCCAUGUUGUAAUAAUUGGGCACACAUUUCAGAUUUUGUCUGUAGACAGACAGAUGCAGUAAGAUGCGAGAUUGGUGUUUUCAUGCAUUUGUUAUGUGUUCUCUUUGGGACAAAAUGACCAAUCAAAUCCGUUCGGAGUGCCUUAUUUUCC
Molecule: messenger RNA, 1969 nt
Organism: Tarenaya hassleriana
Lineage: Eukaryota; Viridiplantae; Streptophyta; Magnoliopsida; Brassicales; Cleomaceae
Product: interferon-related developmental regulator 1
Exons: 13
Coding region: 326-1660 (444 amino acids)
Source: RefSeq, a predicted model, not a curated record